AUGUCCAAUGGCAGCUAUCUACACUCACUGUUCCUGAGCAGCUGCUCAUUGCCCAUCUCUACCCCUGUGUCUACGUGCGUGUUCAAGCUGUACCUGAAGGGCACCACCUGGAGCCCCGAGAAGGACACCCUACAAUGUGCCAUGUGUCAGCUUUUGAACAGUUGGGAGCGCUGUAGCUGGGCGGACAUGCUCCUGGAGUUUCUGGAAUGCCUUCACACUCGGAACAUCCAGGUGUCCAAGUUGUCGCAGCAACCACAAGAUUGCUCCAAGUCUGCAUUUCGAAAAGCAAAUAUGGUCAGACAUUGGCAUCGAGCUCUGCAGCAACAUCCCUUCGACCAACCGGAGACUAUGCAUGAGCACUGGGUCGUCAGCAUCAAGCUCGUCAUUGUCGGACGACCAAUCAACACUGUCAAGUGCAGGUCGUUCAUCGACAUCUCCUGCGCCGUGCAUCUUCAAGACCUUGAGGGCAGCUCCAUAACUCGAGGCAUGAUUGAGCAGCUGUACAAUGGCCUUCACCGCCAAACCCCACGCCAAACCCCACCCCCAUUCACCAUCAUAAACAUGGACUUGCAAUCUGAGCACACCGCCGCCUCUGCCACUGGUAGAGGCACUGGAAAUUCCGUUAUCAGCGAAUUUUUCAGCAGGGUUCAAGUUCAGAACAGCCAGUUGUCACGAUCUGUCUCGACUCCUCCGUCGGGUCGUCUCCCAGGCAGCCCAACCCUGCAUGGCAACACUGCUCAGCCCGAAAGCGGUAUCACCUUCUCUGCGGCCAUGUAUACUGACGGGAAUGGCCUCGAGCCUGGCUUGGGGCUGCACUCGUCAGAUACCUCAAGCAUGGACGUUGAUCUCCGCAACAGCGAUAAUCAGGAGUUGGACCCUUUCAUAAGCUCAGGCACUGAUGUAUACAACACCGCCACUGCCAUGUCCACCAUCAGCGGCAACAUCACCCCAAUGCUGGUUCCGACACGGGCUGCGACACUGCUUCAGUACGCAGACCAGGAGAUCAUGGCAAAGAAACUUUGGGGAGAGACCAAGGACAAGUUUAUAAAAUGGUGCUCGGCUGGCCCGGAUGAACGCAAAGCAGCACUGGGGGCCAUGAUCUUCGUGAUCAUGGAUGCUCAGCACCCUGUUGCCCAUCCUCAACGGUCCUUGUACAUAUUUGCCCUACAGUGCAUUGUUGACAAGCAGCAAUGGGGGCUCCCAGCGAACCUGCAUCGUCAAGAUGAAGAGAAAUGGGCGAUCAUAGUUGCAAGCAGCCAGUCGUUCAUAAUAAACUGGCAGUCUGAUAUCAAGAAAGCGAUCAUCGUGUCCAUGGACAUAGACUCCAAGACCGGCAAGACUGCGGCCAUAUGUGGUGGGAAACUCCAUAUAUAUCAGCUCUGCAAGUACCUCACCAGCUCCCUCAGUAGCAAGAGCCAAAUCAGCGCAAACAUCACAGUUACAAUUCAGCUGUGCACGCGCAUCGCAUUCUUGGCCAUGACUUGGUAUACAUCCUAA
Molecule: messenger RNA, 1497 nt
Organism: Trametes versicolor FP-101664 SS1
Lineage: Eukaryota; Fungi; Basidiomycota; Agaricomycetes; Polyporales; Polyporaceae
Exons: 12
Coding region: 1-1497 (498 amino acids)
Source: RefSeq, a predicted model, not a curated record